Molecule: messenger RNA, 2902 nt
Organism: Polyodon spathula (Mississippi paddlefish)
Lineage: Eukaryota; Metazoa; Chordata; Actinopteri; Acipenseriformes; Polyodontidae
Product: arrestin domain-containing protein 2-like
Exons: 8
Coding region: 559-1782 (407 amino acids)
Biological process (GO): protein transport
Cellular component (GO): plasma membrane; cytoplasm
Source: RefSeq, a predicted model, not a curated record
AAAUAAAAAUGCACGUUAAUGUAUGCAUAUAAAUGAUAAAUACCGGUAUUAAAUAUUGGCACGAGUUUUCAAACUUUUCUUAUAAUAUUAAGCAAAACACCACUGCAGACUAUUGACUCGGGAGUUUUUAUGCAUGCAUUUCCUCAAAGACGAAUAUAAACUUUUAAUACUAAAAGCUAGUUUAAACGGGGACACAAUAAUUAAGAAUAUGUGGUAUAAUGCAAGUUUUGCAAAAUAAUAUCACGUCAAAUAGGAGCAUGCUCAGUGGGCUUGUUUUGUUCCAAACCUGGAAGCAUCAAUCACCUUGACCAAGCCGAGCCCUGUCGCUGUCGCCACGCCCUCUGAAGAUGUUUAUUAGCCAGCAGCAAUCUCAUGUUGCCUGUGAUUGCCUUGCAUAUAUUAGCAGCGGCCCGCCCCCUGAAGUCGUGUUAAAGGUACUUGGGGGAAGUCCUGAUCUGCACUUCUAUAGUCUUGUUUUGGAACUUGAAUGAGAAGUUAGUGUCGACUUGCAUACAGAACCAAGGAGAAACCCGCGCGCUACCUGCUAUUAACCCAAAGAUGAUUUUCGACAAAGUAAAGAAGUUCGACAUUGUAUUCGACUCCCCCGAAGUCGACUCACUUCCUGUGUUCAGCAGCGGCGACGUUGUGUCCGGGAAAGUGCUGCUGGAGCUGGACACGGCAUCCAAAGUGGAGUCGCUGAAACUGCACGCCGAAGGGUUCGCCAAGGUCCACUGGACCGAAUCUCGGAGUGCGGGCUCCAGCACAGCGUACACUCAGAAUUACUGCGACGAGGUGGAGUACUUGGACCGGCGAGAAACGCUCAUGCAAGCAGAUAACGGGGAGCUGACCGUUCUGCAGGCUGGAAAGCACGAAUUUCCGUUCAGCUUCCAGCUUCCUGAAGAAACUCUGGUGACCUCCUUUGAGGGAAAGCAUGGCAGCAUCCGAUACUGUGUGAAAGCAAAGCUGCACAGGCCCUGGAACACGGUGAAGAAAAUAAAGAAGGAGUUCACAGUGAUCGAGCCCAUUGAUAUCAACACGCCAGCAUUACUAGCAUCUCAAGCUGGCACCAAAGACAAAAUGGUGCGGAUUUGGUACCGUAACCUGGGGCAAGUUUCCCUCACUGCCAAGAUCGACAGAAAAGGCUACACACCGGGUGAAGUGAUCCCAAUCUUUGCGGAAUUCGACAACUGCACCCACCGCUCCGUGGUCCCAAAGGCUUAUAUCACUCAGACUCAGACCUUCAUUGCCCGCGGCACCAUGAAGCAGAAGAAAUCCGUUGUGGCCACUCUGAGCGGUGACGCGGUCGGAGCACGGAAACGGGAGACCUGGCAUGGGCGAGCCAUCAAGAUCCCUCCCGUGGGGCCGUCCAUCCUGCAGUGUCGCAUCAUCCGCGUGGAGUACACGCUGCGGGUGUGUGUGGAUGUCCCUGGAACCUCCAAGCUGUCCCUGGAGCUGCCCUUGGUCAUGGGCACCAUCCCACUACACCCCUUCGGCAGCCGCACCUCCAGCGUGAGCAGCCAGUACAGCGUCAACCUGGAGUGGCUCCGCAUGGCCAUCCCUGAGCAGCCUGAGCCUCCACCAGAUUACUGCGCCAUUAUCUCUGACGAGGAAGCAGAGCGCAACAUGUCCCCGCCUCUGAUAGAGGAAGACUUCACGGGGGUCCUGCAGCGCCCCUUCUUUGCCUACGUGCAGGAGUUCCGUUACCGCCCCCCUCCCUUCUACUCGGAGGUUGACCCCCAUCCUCAGACCCCCAACAUGAGGCGACGCUGCAUGACAUGUUGAACAGCACGAUGUGACUGAAUGGAGGUGAUUUUGCCUGGAUUCGUUAUCCAGAGACUCGAUUGAAGUCCCGAAGCGUAUUUUGCUAGGGGGCGUGGUUGAAGAAUGUGUCCGUCCCCCUGCCCCCCCGCCCCCCCAUUGCAUCUCCAAGGAUUGGAGCGCGGGUGGGAUUUGGAACUGGAUGCCAGGAAAACCGUAAAUCUGCAUCCACUGGUCUCCCGCACACAGCUCUGGUGCUAGAAAAACUUAACAGUGAUACAAUGCAGACUGCAGAAGAAAAAAAGCACAUGCUGUUUGCCGUUCUGUGGCAUACAAGGAUGAAAGUAAAAUCCUUCCAACCAUAGCCUGGGAGAGAAUCUGGAUUCUAUCAUAUCAGCCUUUCUGUUUCUACGCCCAUGCAAGAAGUGGGACUUUCGCUGCACUGUAGAAAUCCGAGUUCUGUGAUCUGUGGUACACUGAUCUGUGGUACACACUAAUGCAAAGCCUUCACCUCAUAGAUAUGCAACCUUUCAGGAAUAUGCAGAAUGCCAAAAACAAUAUGUUAGGGAGACAGAAUUUUAAGUUGCUUUUGUUUGUUUUUAUGAAUCCAGCUUCUCAUGGACGAUGCAUAGCCAGUUGUGUUCUUUAUAGGAGUGUACAAGCAGUACUGAGAAUGAGACGUAUAAAUAUAUAUGAACCAGGCACCAGUACUUUAUAUAUAACAAGAGCUUUUACUAUGCUUGAAAUGUUAAAACAAAUAACCAAAGAAGCUAAACUCUUUCAGGGGGUAGUGCAGGAGGUUGGGAAUCCAUUGCUUUAAAAUAUAGUUCCUCCUGAUUUUAUUAUCUGAGCCAUCCUGUUUGUGAAUAAGUAGUGACUGAUUAUUACAACACAUUCCAUAAUGUAAUAGAGCGGUCUUUCAGUUCCCAUACUGUGAUGGAAAUGGAACGGUUGCCCUGUGUUGGUGUGGGAGUGUAACACAAGACAGAGCAAAUACAAAGAUUGUUUAGAUGUUUUGUAAGUAGUGUUUACACAAAAAGGAGUCAAUGUCUCUCCAAAGAAAUUGUGUUCAGUACCUGUUUUUUUUUUUUUUUUUGUGUAUGUUUUGCUAUACAUUUUCUAAUAAAUAAAAAAAGAAAAAAUA